Molecule: messenger RNA, 2333 nt
Organism: Chara braunii
Lineage: Eukaryota; Viridiplantae; Streptophyta; Charophyceae; Charales; Characeae
Source: the annotation of a GenBank genome assembly
UCGUUCGGAAGUUUCUCAAGCAGGUCACCUGUUCAUCCAUCCACUUGUGAGAACGUUACGCAAAAAUAGUGGAAGUCUUCCUCUUGUUCUUCUUCUAUUUCUUCUGCUUUUUGACUCCUCCAUAGCCUGGCAGUAGAUGCUUCUUCGCCUUCUCUCUCGUGUUCGGCGCCAGGCGGAACGGUAGCAGAGAUAUUACACUUCGUCUUCUUCGUGUGAAAGCGUCCGCCAUUUCUUCUUCUUGUUCUUCUUCUUCUUCUUCUUCUUCUUCUUCUUCUUUUUCUUCUUCUUCUUCGUUUUGUAGCAGGCUGAUCGACGAUCGGAUUGCUCGGUGAAACUUACGGUGCAGACAGACUGCAGAUAUGAGUCCUCGCACUGAAGUUCCAGAGGAUUAUGCUGCGGACGCGGUCCCGCGUUGCAUUCCGGCAGGCGCUUACGAGAGUUCGAUUCCAAUGCCGGCAUCGAAGGAUGGGUACAAGGACAGCGGCGAGAAGAAGCAGAAUCCCGUAGAGGCGAUCCUUAAGGUCGCGAACCCGGGUCCUCUGGGCCUGACUGCCUUCGCUGUCACGACCUUCACUCUGUCUAUGUUCAAUGCUGGUAUCUUGCCGAGAUCCGUCGAGAAGGUCGCUGUUCCGCUGGGUUAUUUCUAUGGAGGGUCUGUGCAGCUUCUCGCUGGACUUGCUGAGAUAUUCGCUCGGAAUACUUUUGGCGCCACCGCGUUCUGCUCUUAUGGCGCAUUUUGGAUUGCUUUUGGAUAUUACGUGAUGGAGAUCGUUCCGAGCUUCGAUGGGCCGGAAAAGGACAACGUGCACGUCGCCACAGGAUUGUUUUUGUUCACUUUCACGGUGUUCACGACCUACAUGGCCAUCGCCUCAACAAGGACGUUUCGUGCGCUCACCGCCGUCUUCGUGUGCUUGGGUCUCACCUUCUUCUUCCUCACGAUCGGCGAAUGGGCAGAGUCGGACGGAGUCAAGAAGACCGGCGGUUACUUCGGGAUCAUCACGUCCAUCCUGGCCUGGUACUGUUCCUUCGGGCUAGUCCUGCUAGACACGUGGAAGUACGAGGUCAUACCGCUCAUGUUCUACAAACACCGGCAGGAGUAAUGCUUUGGUAGGUCACUGCUUUUCAUGCUGUGUGCAAAUCGUGGAUGAUAGAGAUACAGACAGACAGAUAGGUAGAUUGGUAGAUAGAUAGAUAGAUAGAUAGAUAGAUAGAAUAGAUAGAUGUGUAGAGAGAGAGAGAGGGAGACGGAUGUGAAUAUAUGCGGGGGUUUGGGUUGCUAUUGCUGACUUAUUCAUUCAUUCACUGUCGUUGGUGCAAUAAUGCGCAUAGGAUUAGUGAGUCCGAUUUUUUUAUUUUUAUUUUAAUUCUUUGUGUGUGUGUGUUUGAGAGAGAGAGAGAAAGAGAGAGUAACCGACCAUUCUUUUGGCCUAAUGUGAAUAGACGGAGUCUUUUAGGCUACUACUUAAAUUGCGCUAUAUAUUGACUCGUAACUGUCGUUGUUGUGCGCUCAGGAUUUGUGACGAGGAUGAAAUAGUUCAGAGGUGGCUUCUGCACCUGUAAUAUUUCGAACUACGGGAUUGUUUACACUGUAAGCAGGUUUUCGCUGCGCAAUUCAAGUUUGCAGGCAGCAGGUUCUCUUGCUACGUUGAGGGUUGGUGGAUCCGGUUUGCAGCAGGUGUAGCUCUCCACCAUUAGUGAGACGCUGUUUCAGCCGGAUUUCAGGUUUCAGCCAGAUUUCAGGUUAUGUCUCGUCUUAUUCUAGUGUCUGUUGGGGUUUUCGUAACUGGCUUAUUUAUUGCCUAAUGAAAUUGUUAAGCCUUAUGAACGUCAAUCUUGUUACGCUGGGAUUUAGUUUACGCUAGUGGAGUAUCGCGGUCGCGGUCGCGGAGAUGUUCUUGGUUGAAUGGUUGCCGUAUUCCUCGUUUGCGACCGCUCGUCUGAGGCGAAUCUCAUUCGAUGCGAGAUUUGAUGACGUAAUUACCCUGCAGUACAGAUCCGAGGUUCAACUGACUGAUCCUGAGAGUGCUCUGCACUCAGUACUCCUAAUAGUAUAUAUAUGAAUUGACUGGGGGAUGCGUGAAUUGCUUCGAGUUGUGAGGUCACCUCGUCAUCGAUUAAAAUUUUAUGUCUUCGAAGGGUUGACAGACUUUCUUGAGAGACUGGAAAGAUGGAUGAUGCUGUGCUCUACGUCGAAUGACAGUUUUCCACGCUCACGAAGUUGUACGCAAAUGUUUCUGGCUUCUUUAUGGGAGAGAUUAUGACGUUAUGUUCGUGGUCGUAUGGGGCCAUGCUAUUUUGGAUGGAUGUCCAGAGGGACUGCCUGCAACCAGUUU